Messenger RNA from Dujonia railenensis, 231 nucleotides. The record is from the annotation of a GenBank genome assembly. Lineage: Eukaryota; Fungi; Ascomycota; Pichiomycetes; Serinales; Debaryomycetaceae.
AUGGACAAUAAGAUCAAGAAUGGCCCAGUGAGUGAAUGGAUUGUCCCCUUUUUCAAGGCCAUGGUCAUGGAUUUAUCGCCACAGAUUGUCAACUUCGGCUUAUACUCUUUAGUGAAAAUGGACCGAAUUACUACUGAAUUUUAUAUUUUUACUAUGUCCUCUUUUGUUAUGUACUAUAAGACCAACUGGGCACAGGAAGACAUCCAACUAGACGAAAGAAGGAAGGUUUGA